Hippocampus comes (tiger tail seahorse) is the source of this 1721-nucleotide messenger RNA. It is a transcript of the gene tmem255b, whose product is annotated as transmembrane protein 255B. The record is from RefSeq and is a predicted model, not a curated record. The coding region runs from base 18 to 1100 and encodes 360 amino acids. Lineage: Eukaryota; Metazoa; Chordata; Actinopteri; Syngnathiformes; Syngnathidae. The transcript has 9 exons.
AUCUUUUCCGAAUCAAAAUGCAACAGCCAGAAGCUCGCCAGACCACUCAGCCACAGCCACCGGACACCGACAUCCUGGACCCAGAAGUUGCGUACGUACGGAGGAAGAAAACUGCUCUGUGGGUAACCGUGGCUCUACUGACUUUAUCUCUGGUGGUGUUGGCCGUGGGUUUGAUCUCCGCCACUCGCACGGACAACGUUCCGGUGGCCGGGUAUUACCCGGGGAUCACCUUGAGUUUUGGGGCAUUUCUGGGCAUCGUUGGCAUCCACCUGGUAGAAAACCGCAGGCCUAUGCUGAUGGCGGCCAUUAUCUUUGUCAGCAUUGGCGUCAUUGCGUCCUUCUUCUGUGCCAUCGUGGAUGGGAUCAUCGCAUCAGAAUUUAUUGACAUAAGACCUUUGCAAGAGGACAUGUGUGAUUUUUACACCAGUGGAUCUGGCUACGCCUUUGACAGCUACUACACUGAGAUGACGUGCGGUUCAUCGGGCAAAUCCUGCAAGUUGAAGCUGAGAAGCAACACCUGCUACUGCUGCUACCUUUAUAACUGCGAGAGCACAGAGUACCACCCCCAGUACUUUGAGUUCACCGGGGUCAGCGGCUGCUGGGAUGUGAUCCACCUCCAUCGUCUGCUGUGGGCCUCGGUGGUCCUCAACGUGACCGGCCUCUUCCUGGGAAUCAUCGCUGCCGCCAUCCUUGGAGCCUACAAGGACAUGCAGAAACCGACUCCAGCAAUGGCGCCAAGCCCGGCGCCACCGCCCCACAUCCUGUACAACCCCACCCAGCAUAUGCUCACCUACGCUGGCUUCUGUCCUCCGGGGCAGAAUCUUCCUGCCUACCCCAAUUAUCCGGGGACAGUGCAGACUACCAGCAGUAGUUUUCACGGACCCGCUACCCCACAAAUGAUCCCCGAGGGGGGUCCCGUAGGCACUUCGUGUCCUUCCGAAGAAACCCAGAGUCAGCCACCCUCACAAGGUGCCACCCAAAUGUUACAGCAGGGGCCCACCCAGGAACCGGGAGGCGGCUUCAUGCUUACACCCAACGCGCCGGUCCUCUUUGGAUCCGCUCACGGCCCCUUCGAGAAACCUCCGCCUUACGCCUAUUGAACCCCCCCAGCCAAAAGGAAAACAAAGCAUUCGUGUCUCCAGUUUGUUUGCCCGAACUUAGAAGACGCUUAAUAGGAGGCCGUGUAGAUGGGAGAGGUCAGUGAGCUCCUCUUUACUGCCGCAAAGGAGAAAGAUGUCUGUUUUGUAGUGAGCGUAGUUCAUGUUCAUUGACUAGGACCCCAGCAUUAGUUUAUCGACUGGCCAACAUCAAUUUCUUGGGUUAUAUCUAACCGGUUUCUUUGCAGGUGUUCCUGUGUGCGCUUUGAAAACAAUGACAAAUGCACUACAAUUAAGGGCUUACUUUCAACAGGAAUGCGGAUAAAACCACACCGUGGCUGCUACGUUGCGGUUUGACGAUUAAAUCGGCUUUAUAAUACAGGCAAAGAUGUGCGUUAGGGCAGAAAAGUGCUAAUUGUAGCACUAGCACUCGCUGAUUGCUUGGACAUAAAAUACGCGCGAACAAUGUCCACAGAUCCGGUGGCUCCUCAUUAGCAUAAUCACAAAAAGGCUCGCGUGACUCUUGACGCUCAUUGAAACUGUUUAUUUUGCUUCUUAAAUACAGUUUUCACCCUGGUAGAUUCAAACUUUAUCGUAGCAUUGUGCAAUUCGCCGAUAAAAAAA